Molecule: messenger RNA, 705 nt
Organism: Aspergillus melleus
Lineage: Eukaryota; Fungi; Ascomycota; Eurotiomycetes; Eurotiales; Aspergillaceae
Exons: 4
Coding region: 1-705 (234 amino acids)
Source: RefSeq, a predicted model, not a curated record
AUGGUCCCGUUCCGCAACUUCUUGGCCAAAAGGUCCGCCGCGCCCAAUGGCGGGGAGAUCGAUACCAACCUCAACAAUGACCGUUUAUCUGCCGAAAACCCCAGUUCAACCGCUGUGAAUAUCAGGAAAAGUUCAGACGAGCCGCCCGAGUAUAAACUAAGUGUUGUCGACGACAAUGGCGCCUACCUUCCGCCAUCUCCCCCGGAGAAACAGAGUUUUUGGCGACGAUACCCAGGCUCCUCGAAAUCUUCGAACCACCGAGAUUUAGUGGACGAAAAUGAGCCCUUCUCUAUAUCCCGCGAAUCAUUCGAUUCAUACCGACGAUCGUUCGACAUCUCCGCCCGCUCCCCGGUCAGCUACAGCGACGCAAUGCCCUCUCGAACCUCCCUCGACUCUCGAUUCUCCCGUAUGACUUCGCCCUCCCGCACACACUCCGGCUUCGACAGGAAACCCGAAUCGAUGGAGGAAGAGUUCGAAGACGUGGGACUCGAGGACGAAGAGGCGAAACCCAAGAAAAAGGGCAUCUUUUCGCGACUCGGCGACCUCACCAGCGACUCGCAGACAACAUCAUCAAAUUCCAAAUCCUCUCACCUGGGCUUUCACAUCCCCGGCAGGAAACGAGGGCAGAGCAACGUAGGCUCAGAACUUGGCGCCAUGAAAACCCCACCGCCGGGCGCGGAGACCGCAGAAGUGCGCGAGGGUUGA